Molecule: messenger RNA, 1767 nt
Organism: Kwoniella shivajii
Lineage: Eukaryota; Fungi; Basidiomycota; Tremellomycetes; Tremellales; Cryptococcaceae
Exons: 13
Coding region: 1-1767 (588 amino acids)
Cellular component (GO): fungal-type vacuole lumen
Molecular function (GO): metallocarboxypeptidase activity
Source: RefSeq, a predicted model, not a curated record
AUGACAGAGAAAAUUCAUCCAUCAUCACUUCCAUUACCUGUACCUGCCCAAUCGCAAUCGACAAGGAAAAUAUCUAAACAACCUCGUAUUUUCCUUGGUAUCUUAUUCCUCUUGGCUACAAUAGUAAAUUUUGGACCUACCCUUCGUACUUUCAAAUCACCCUUGGAAACAAGUCUCGAUUAUGAUCAAUUCGAAAACGAUGAUUGGCAGGAUAAAUUCAAUCCUGAUGAUCUGAAGAAAUGGUCUCAAUGUCCAAAACAACCUAAACCACUUCAUCCAAAUUCCACUUGGGAAUUGACGGAUGAAGAGAGGCAGAAAGUGAUCGAUGUCUAUUCACAAGCUGUCCAAAUCCCAACUGAGAGUUUCGAUGAUAAUGGUGAACCUAAUGAAGACCCCAGAUGGGCACCUUUUUUCGAUUUCCAAAAAUGGUUGAAAGAUACUUUCCCUCUUGCUCACGAAAAAGCAAAGAUCGAGUAUAUCAACACUCUUGGUAUUAUAGCUACUUUUGAGGGAACUGAUCCAUCUCUCAAACCACUGCUCUUAAUGUCACAUUACGAUGUCGUCCCUGCGCCAUCUGACACUUUCGAUCGAUGGACCUAUCCGCCUUUCUCAGGUCACAACGAUGGCAAAUACAUCUGGGGUAGAGGUGCAAGUGAUGACAAACCUUUGCUCGUCGCACAGUGGGAAGCGAUUACCAACUUGUACGAGAAUGGAUUUGAUCCUCGACGAACUAUCAUCUUCUCUCAUGGUAACGACGAAGAAGAAGUUUUCGCUAGACGUGGUCAAGGUCAUAUUGCACCUUUCCUAGAAGAAAGAUACGGUAAAGAUGGCUUGUUGAUGGUCAUUGACGAAGGUAGUGGCACUCUUGACGACUUCUACGGCGCUCCAUUCGCCAUCCCAGGUAUGGGAGAAAAAGGAUAUAUGGACAUUGUUAUUUCCGUUGGUACAGCUGGUGGUCACUCUUCUGUUCCCCCCGUUCACAGUGGUAUUGGAAUCAUGUCACAGAUCUUGACUGCUCUGGAAGAUAACCCAUUCCCCACCAAGCUCACCCCAGCAUCGCCUUUCUUGACUUCACUUCAAUGUGCAUUAGCGCAUUCGCCUUCAUUACCUAAAUCAUAUUCCAAAUUAUUGAAAACGGAAGGACCUUUAUCGUAUCCCAAAUUAGCUAAAACCCUUUCAGAAGAAUCGUUAUCGCGAAAAGCUAUGGUGGGCACAACGACAGCCGUUGACGUUAUAAAUGGAGGUGUCAAAGUGAAUGCUUUACCUGAAUUAGUUAUUUCCAAAAUCAAUUUCAGGAUUGAUUUUACUGAAUCAAUCAAAUCAACUCAAGAUCAUGUCAACAAAUUAGCUUCUGCCAUUGCAGCUAAGAAUGAUUUACAAUUUUAUGGAUUUAAGAAUAUGAGCAAAGAAGAUCUUGGAGGAAAAUACGUUUCAAUUGAUUUAUUGGGUUUACCAUUGGAACCUGCACCUAGAACUCCUGCAGAAGGUGGUGUUUGGGAUCUGUUCGCUGGAACAAUCAAAGCCGUUAUCCCUGGUCCUAAUGGUGAAGAAAGGAUUGUGACCCCUUACCACUCCACCGGUAACACAGAUUGUAAAAUGUAUUACAACCUCACCAAGAACGUUUACAGAUUCAUGGGAUCUUCAGCGUCUUCAGGAUUCAAUGCUCACACUGUUGAUGAGAAAUUCGCCAUUGAAGGUUACCUCCAAAUCAUAAAGUGGAUUCAUGCUAUCAUCCAAAAUUCUGAUUCUUACACAGGUGAAGAGUAA